CCCAAAAUGCUUCUCACGCUCAGGCAUGACUACGGGCAGCUGAUCAUGCUGCCCUCCCCAACCAAGAAGGCCACGAGCAUCCUGCCGGAGCACCAAACCGAUAAGCCGGCAAAGGCUGGGGGCCACGGGCUGCGCAUAGCACUAUGCUUGGCGGCCGCGGUGCUCGUCGCAGGCGUCGUAACGAUCGCAAUCGUGCUCACGACGAGCGACGGCAAAAAGAACAACCAUAGCGACAGCCCCGGCGUCGCCGCCGCCUACGCCGCCGCCUUCGCGUCGUCGCCGCCGCUGACCGUGGCGACGUAUGAUGACUGCGCCCAACUCCUCGCCGCGCGCGAGUCGUCGGGCCCCUGCCCCGCGAGGGGCGGCGCCGACAACGCCCCGCGCCGCAUCAAGGAGGUCCGGGGCGGCCGCUGCCGGAGCCGCGACGGCUGGCUGCGGGGCGGGCCCGUCUUCGCGACGGCCGAGGACGGCGGCGCCGAGGACACCCCUACCUCAGAGGACUUCUCGGGCACGAACGUGCAGGAGGAAGGCGUCGACGAGGCGGACACGGUCAAGACGUCCGGCGACUUCAUCUACAAGGUCGGGGAGAUACGGGGCGGCGAGCGCGAGGACGACGGGUCGUUGGAGGACUGCGCCUAUCGCCUGUCCGUGGUGGAGGACGGAGUGGACGGUCUCGAACUCGUCGCUUCUGUAGACCUGGAACCGCUGGCGACGACGCCCGAGGCCAUGUUCGUGCAAGGUGACGUGCUACUCCUCUACGGGAGCGCUGAGGUGAUCUACGACGAUACCGAUGCGAAAAGCGACGACUACGACUACUGUAAUAAAGGUGAGCCCGCGACGGUGGUCCUGACCUUCGACAUCACCAAUCCGGCGCCCGUACUGCUGCGACGGCAAAUUAUCGAGGGCUCCUACGUGAGCGCGCGAAAGGUCGACUCGUACGCUUAUUUGGUGCUCGCCAGGCGGACGUACUGGGCCGACCCCCGGUCCAGCGUGCCCUUCUACCAGCGCGAAAACUCGACGUGGAUGGAGCCGGCCGUGGCGUGCGACGAGGUCGUGUUCCUCAAUACCGUAUCUGAAAACUUAGACGACUUUACGGUGGUGGCCGCGAUUGAUAUGGACGACGUAGACGCAGAAACGACGUUCCAGGUCAUUGCUGGCAAAGCCGCCGACGGCGCGGUCUACGCCUCCCGAAACAAUAUUUACCUCGUGCUGGCGGAGUGGACCUACUAUCAGAGCGCUUCCUAUACACGUUCCGUGUUCCUGAAGCUGCGGUUAAGUGGUCCAGAGGUCGCCUUCGACACGAUGAUGUGGGCCCCAGGCCAGCUACUCAAUCAGUACGCCAUGAGCGAGGCGGACGGGAUGUUUAGGGCAGCGACGACGUCGAGGGCGGUCUCGGGCUGGUGGUUCGACACGAGCAACAACCUCUACGCCUUCGACGCGGCAGGCAACGAAGUAGGUGCCGUCGAGGGCCUCGCGCCGGGCGAGACCAUCAAGGCCGUGCGCUUUACUACGGAUAGGUGUUAUUUGGUGACCUUUGUGCAGACUGAUCCGUUGUUCUCGGUGCAUAAAUCAAACUGUGACGGCGCUCGCUUCGAUGGCGUGGCGGCCGCACCCGACUCACUGAUUGAUUUGCGCACAGGUUGUUCGUCAUUUCUCUCGACGAUGCGGUCCCGAAGGUGCUGGGCGAGCUCAAGAUCCCGGGCUUCUCGUCGUACCUCCACCCGGUCAACGCCACCCAUAUGAUAGGAGUGGGCCGCGACGCGGACCCGGAGACGGGCACGGAGCGGGGCCUCCAGUUCUCGCUGUUCGACGUCUCUGACGAGCUCAAUCCGCGCCAGGCCGCCGUGCUCGUUGUCGCUGACCGCGGCUCGGACUCCGAGGCCCUAGACGACGCCAAGGCCUUCCAGUUCUGGUCCGCGAGCGACCUACGCGCCGCCGGCGUCGCCUCGCCGGGAAUCUUCGCCGUGCCUGCCCAACUCGCGUCGCUGGCGCUCGCGAAAGAACGGGGCUCCACCGAUACGUCGGUCUGGGCGACGGGCGCGAACUACUUCCAAGGGUUACUCAU
Molecule: messenger RNA, 2065 nt
Organism: Pelagomonas calceolata
Lineage: Eukaryota; Pelagophyceae; Pelagomonadales; Pelagomonadaceae
Source: the annotation of a GenBank genome assembly